Mastomys coucha (southern multimammate mouse) is the source of this 7708-nucleotide messenger RNA. RefSeq names its product clavesin 2 (gene Clvs2). The record is from RefSeq and is a predicted model, not a curated record. Lineage: Eukaryota; Metazoa; Chordata; Mammalia; Rodentia; Muridae. Bases 1063 to 2046 code for a protein of 327 amino acids. Gene Ontology annotation, molecular function: phosphatidylinositol bisphosphate binding. Gene Ontology annotation, cellular component: membrane. The transcript is spliced from 7 exons.
ACAAGAACCAGAAAAGGUUUCUCAACCUCAAUUGCUAAAGCAAGGACUACUCUACUUCACACUCCCGGAUCAUGCACACAAAGGGUGAGGGAGGAGCGUGAGGAUGCUGUGAGGCCAUAGCUGUCCCUCCAGACCAAUUGGAGCCGGACCUGGCUGGGACAUGGGGACCCAGAGCAGGCUGAACUUGGGGCUUGCCUCCCAAAAUGCGUUCCUACCCCUAAGAGGCAGAGAGAGGAGCGGAGUACGUGCGUGAAAGCUUACAACGUAAAGCUUACAACGUUAAAGCAACAAACGUUAAGAGCUCUCUUAAGAGUUGGGCUGAGCCGGAUCCUCUUUUAGCGUCAGAGGGCUCAGGAGUGUCUGCGGCAGUUCCAGGGGCGCGCAGGACCCAGUGGCUCUGGGCGCACUGGAACAGCCCGUGCUGGCUGCGCCGUGGCACCGCUUGGGCGCACAAAAGUUGCUCCAUCCCUUUGAGAGGAGUAGAUGCUACUGUCGACCCCGCCGCCGCUGCCGCCACCACCUCCGCAGAAGCCAGGGUUGAUGGAUGCUGGGGAGUGUCGCAUUGCUUAGCAUCUCUACCUCGCGGUUUGCUGGCACAUCCUUCAGCAGGGAACGCAGCAGCUUCACAGUGCUGGGGCUGCGAUGUCCGUGGGGGUUGUUUUCUUGCAAGACAAGAGAAGACAGAACCAAGACUCUAAGCACCCACGCUAGUUGGAAUUAGGGUUUCUUUCCUUUCCUUUUUUUUAUUUUUUUAAAUUCAGAAUGGUAAAGUACAAGAGGUAGGCCUUCAGGGCCUAUCCACAGGCUCACUUCAAAUGGGAGGCAUUGUUUUUUAAGGGGUUCUAGGGGGGAGACAUUUAGAGACUCCCCAGAAAAGCUAUGGGGAAAAGCAGGAGCAACAAGGUACUUGGCUUAAAACAGAAGAGGAACCAUUUCUUGUACAGGAAAGGAAGCAGACAGCAGUGAGGAGAAACAGAGGCCAGAGUGUGGUGUGGAGGUGACAAGUACCAGGUAUAUUGCUGGACACACAAAGAGAGAAUCAGAGUUGGAUACAAAGGGACAAUGACUCACUUGCAAGCUGGUCUCUCUCCUGAGACCUUGGAGAAAGCGCGCCUGGAACUCAAUGAGAACCCAGACACUCUGCACCAGGACAUCCAGGAAGUAAGGGACAUGGUCAUCACCAGGCCGGACAUUGGCUUUCUGCGCACAGAUGACGCUUUCAUAUUACGCUUCUUGCGGGCCAGAAAAUUUCAUCACUUCGAAGCCUUCCGCCUCUUGGCCCAAUACUUUGAGUACCGGCAGCAGAACCUGGAUAUGUUCAAAAGCUUCAAGGCCACCGACCCUGGCAUCAAGCAGGCAUUGAAGGACGGCUUUCCCGGGGGCCUGGCCAAUCUGGACCACUAUGGGAGGAAGAUUCUAGUCCUUUUUGCUGCCAACUGGGAUCAGAGCAGGUACACACUGGUGGAUAUUUUGCGCGCCAUCUUACUUUCUUUAGAAGCCAUGAUUGAAGAUCCAGAGCUUCAAGUAAAUGGAUUUGUUUUGAUCAUAGACUGGAGUAACUUUACCUUCAAGCAAGCUUCUAAGCUUACUCCAAGUAUGCUGCGACUUGCAAUUGAAGGUCUUCAGGACAGCUUCCCUGCGAGAUUUGGAGGGAUUCAUUUUGUCAAUCAACCUUGGUAUAUACAUGCCCUGUACACUGUGAUACGCCCAUUCCUAAAAGAGAAGACUCGGAAAAGGAUAUUUUUGCAUGGUAACAACCUGAACAGUCUACACCAACUAAUUCAUCCUGAGAUCCUACCUUCUGAGUUUGGAGGAAUGUUACCCCCAUAUGACAUGGGUACAUGGGCACGAACCCUGCUAGACCAUGAGUAUGAUGAUGACAGUGAGUACAACGUGGAUUCCUAUAGCAUGCCUGUAAAGGAAGUGGACAAGGAGCUCUCCCCCAAAUCCAUGAAGAGAUCUCAGUCAGUAGUGGACCCUACAGCACUGAAACGCAUGGAUAAAAGCGAAGAAGAAAACAUGCAGCCUUUACUUUCUCUGGACUGAGAACGUCUCCACCCCUACCCCAUGGAUUAAAAAUGGGAGGUCCUGGUUUUCAGCAACAGGGACAGCACUGUGGGAUUUACCUGCUGGAAAAUGUUAUUCAUGUUUAUAUAGCAUAAUUCAUAAGGCAUCUGGCUUUCACAUUUGCCUAAACCAUGGGUGCCCUGGGCUAGAUUUUAAAAAGUCAAUAAUUUAUUCUGUAAGUGCCAAGUUCUUUGUAAAUACAAUAUCGUCAUCACAUCUAGUUUGUAAAUUUUGUUAGUAAUUUAAUUUGGGAAAGAUUGACUCACAUGUUUGAGCCAGUGAUACGGACUAAAAUAAUGGAGCAUAAGAACACAUACCCUAUGAAAUUUCGUUAAAGGAAUCCCUGUUUCCUACGAAGCCAUUUAUCUGCUCUCAUAGUGAUUGUUUCAAUGUUUUUCUCCAAAACACUGUCUAUAGUCAAACAUACUUUGGUCACAGGAAGAUCAAUUACUUCCCAGAAAUUGUUAAGAUUAAUGUUUUCCUGUUUAGUGUUUAGCGAUUUUUGUUUCAGAAGAGUUUUUCUGGAAACAUCACUGACUGCUUUCUGAAGAAAAAGAGUGACUGAUGAGCUGGGAAACCGAACCAAACAUGAGCUCUUCUCUGUCCUUUGAUUUGGACACUUUUCAAGAAAAUAUGUUAAGAUGAGGAAUUCUGAAAAAGAAUGUUUUGUUUGUUUGUUUGUUUGUUUGGUUAGGGUUUUUUGUUGUUGUUUGUUUUGUUUUGUUUUGUUUUUGUCUAAAUGCCUGUCUUCACAAUAUUUCUUUACUUAAGUUCCCAUUGUAACCCCUGUCUGAUGUACUUUAAAAUAUAUCUUCAUCCAAAGUCUUUGACAAAGUAAAUGAGAGUUCCUGAAUCAUUUUGACAGACAAUUUUUAAACAUAAAAUUUAUCACUUUCAGCUAAUUUCAGAUCAUUGUGGAAGUGUUGAAAAAUAUAAAUAUUUACUUACAAUAUACAUAGUUUUAUUAGCUUCUAAUAAAUUCUUGAUAUGACAGGCAUUGAGAUGUCAUGAAAAAUAACUGUUGGUGAAGUAAAUAUAAAUGAGACCAUUUGACAGACUAAGGACACGCAUUCAAGGGAUUUUAGUACAUCAUAAAAUGAAAUCUUGAAUAUGUAUCAUCCUAAUAAAUAUGGUUUUACUUUCUUUUUAAGAAUCAACAAAUCUAAAUGUGAUAUAGGUACCAGGCAAUGAAGAGAAAAAGAGUUUUUCUUGAGUUUAAACUAAUUAUCCUAUUGUUCUUUCAUGCUCAUGUUUUCUUUUGAGAAAAGAUGAAAAGAAUAGCUGGUCAGUGGUGGUGCAUGCCUUUAAUCCCAGUGCUUGAGAGGCAGAGACAGGUGGAUUUCUGAGAUCGAGGCCAGCCUGGUCUACAGAGUGAGUUCCAGGACAGCCAGAGUGACACAGAGAAACCCGGUCUCGGAAAAAAAAAAUAGAUGACAUCUGGCAGAUAUAAUUAUAAGUGAUGGAGAACAUUGAUGAAAGCAUAUAACAGUUUGAAUCUAAACUCAAAUUUGUAUGUAAUUUAAAGACUUAUUUUAUAAAUUGUAUAAUUACACCCAAUGCUAAACAUCUUAAUUUAAAUGUCUAAUUCUUGUGUAGAAAGGCAGCAAUUUUAUCACAUUCUUGUCAUGAUGAAUUUUGAGAUUGAGAAUUUACCACUCUUUGUUCAAAAGAAAAAUAUCUCCAAAAACUUUUGAAAUCCAGUAUAUGUAAAGGCAUCUCACAGUUUUACAUAGACCAUAGCCAAAAACUCCAAAAAAAAUACAAUUAUAAUUAUGCAUCCCUAAAUCUCAAAGUUGAAUCAAUAGAUCAAUCCACAGUAACAUAGGCUACCUAAUGCUUACAAAAUUACAAGUUUUUUAAAGCUACCUUAUUCUUAAAGAAUAACAACCUUCAGUUGUGUGUAGAGUAAUAGUGAUUGAUGGUCUGGGUAGUCUGUCCAACCUCAUGUCAGAGAUUGGAAUGAAAUGGGGAUUAAAAGCCAAGGCAAUUCUAUUUGAGAAGAACUGAUGCACCAUUUACUGAUGUAUAAAUUUCUACCUGACAUAGAUUCUGUUAUAAACAUGCAGCUGGCACUAGGAGUCAUUGGAAUAAAGCAAGAAUAAUGUAAUCACAGGCAGGCGGUCUCCUACUCUUGACAUGGAUCAUUUCUUGACAUUUUUCAGAAUUCUACCAGCUUCAGAAGUCACCCAACAUGGCCAACAUCCUUCUCCUAUUGUAAAGUUAGUGUCACAUAUAAAAAAUAACUAGUAUCAUCUACACUUUCUCCUAAUCCCACAUUUGCCAGGCAUCUGCUUCUCUUUACAUGAGCAACUGAAAGUUGUCUAGAUGGUAUACAAUGCUUUUAAAAUGAAUGAACACAUUAAAAGAAUGAUGACUUUUGAUUUUCCAGCCAUGGGUUGAAAGCUUUUUAGUCAAUGAUAUUUAUUCAAAUUUAUAAAAUGUGUGCAGGCAAACUUUCCCGCAUGUAGUGUUGUACAUCAUGGUACAUGAUCUAGUGAAAAAGCAUUCCAGUAUUCUUUCACUAGAUGGUCUUGAUGGAUUCUACUCUUUACUUUCAAUCCUAUAGUUUAUCUUUUAAAUGGUCUCAUUACUUGACAUUUGUGAACUUCAAAGAGAUACCACUUCAAUUUGUAAUAGUUGGCAAUUGUUUGUUCUUUCUAAUAAUGGUGAUGGACAUCGACCCCUGUCCUGAGUGUACCAGACAGAUACUCUAUCCUUGAGCCCUAUGCUAAAUCCCAAUUUAUUUAUUUAUUUUUUACUUUGUCAGUUCCAUUGUUUAUAUCUUUCAGUUGUUUCAAAAACAACUGCUUCCAAAACUGGCUUAGAAAAAAGAAUACUUCUUACUAUUGGUGACACAAUUUGUUGAAUUUGCUUAUUUAGUAAUAAGGUAAUACCAUAACACAUACUCUAAGGAAUAUGAAGAUGUGCCUCUUUAAAUAGACAAAAGUAUCAGUAAUGACAUAUUCAAUUUAUUUGCACUCUCAAAGAAAAUCAACAUAUGUUCUUCAGUAUUGUAAAAGUAACAUGUAGAUAUCGCUUGAAGAAUGAUAUCCAAGGAUGUGGUUUAAUGAUUUUCAUACAGUAUUGUCUGUUAUGCAAGAUGAAAGCAGUAACUUCAACCCAUACUAUUUGAAACAGAGCACUAUGUUAAAAUAUUAUAAAGGUAUUAAGUAAAUUUUUUCAAGCAAGGUGUCAAAAUGGGGAAAUAGUUUGCAUUUGUGUAGGCAGAAGCAUUCCAAAAGCCACAUCAUAGAAAACGUUCAUUAUACAUAUUAAAGUUUUCAUAGCCCUAAAGAGAAAAACCAUAUAAAGUGUUCUCUUUCAUAUGGAUAUGCAAGUCAUAUGGUUCAAUCAAGCAUUUAAGGUUUCUGUAACAUUCCCAAGGGAACAGAACAGAUAGUAUAGACCAUGAAAGAGGAAUCACUUAGGAAACCGUUGGAACCAGAGCAAGCUGUUUCUAUUUCCACACACAACUUUAGGUUUAUCACCAUACCUAUGGUCCUUUAAGGAUGCUUUAUUGAGAAAGUCUGCUGAGAGACUGUAUAUCUGCUGCUUUCAUUGAGUACAUAUAUAUUACCUACUCCUUGACAAGUUGUAAUGAGCCAUAAUGGGAUUCCAGAAAGAUUAUCAACACACAGGAUAAAAUGACCAAACUUAAGUCCCAGCAUGUGCUAAUUCAACUUUUAGUGCAUAUGUUAUUGAUACUUGACAUCACCAGCCCAUAGGCUUUCCAGUUUAGACCUCCUAUGUGCACAGGGAGCCUAAAGUAAACGUGCUCUUGGAACUUGUGAGGCUGUUUCAAGAAAAGGCAUUCAUGGAACAAAUGGACUUUUCUAUUUUUUAGCUGAGGAAAACAGCUUCUAAUGUGCUACUGCAAUGACUGGUCAUUGCCGAGCACUUCAUAUUGGGUGGAUAAAUAGAAAUUCAAGCAGGCCUUGCCUUUGCAUCAUGAUUAGCUCAUGGGCUGAUUUUACAGUAUGGAGAAGAGAUUUUAUGCACCCAAGGUUUUAGUUUAUAAGAAUCCAGAGGUUACUUUAGUCCUACACAUACUGUUAUAAGGCUUGUUACUUAAAAAAAAUAUUGGAAUGAAUCCACCUAGACUGUAGAUAAAAACAAAAUUUAAUUUCUGAGUAAUAAAAUGCUCAAAUUUGACCUGUUGUUCAAAGGAGUACAAAUGUUACUAUAGAAAUGAAAAUCAUUUAGAAACCAAAUUGUUGUAAUAACUGCAUUUUAGAGCAAGGCUUGGCAAAUGUUGACAAUGUAGAAGGUAUUUGUCAUUAUUUGAUUCAGUUUCAGAUCUCCAUGCAAAUUUUUCUGUACUUUAUGUUUUCAGAAUUGUUGAAUAUGACAUUAUUAUUUUUGUGAAUAAAAUAGACCUAGGUAAAACCUAACUAAAGUUAAACAAUAUCUUUAGCAUGACCCAGUCCUCAACUAUUUUGAAAAAUCUCAAUGAUAUCUAUAUAACUGAUAUCACCACAGGUUCAAGCCAUUGUCUUAUUUCUGAUCUAGUUUUGUUUUAGACUUUGUGUUAUUGCACGAUGUUUUUUCUAGUUUCAAACUUUUAUGAUAAACAAAAUACUUUUAAAAAUAAAGCUAAAAAUGCAUAUUCUUUGUCCUUAAGGUUCCAAUAAUAUUUACAAUGAAAUUAUACAAGUGUAGCAAAAGUGCCAAACACUUUAUUAUUUGACUUAAAUGUAUUAACUAUUUCUGUUAUUUAUUGUUUGUACUCCAUUAUUCAUUAUUUACUAUCUGAUUUCUUGAGGGAGUUGUUUGUGGCAAAGCACUUUGAUAAAACAUAUCUCUUACAUUCUAGGAAUCUGAGAGUUUUGCAGGACUUCAUAUUAAUAAAAUACAUAUUAAUAAAAUACAUUGAGUUCACUGAAGUUUUAAGAAUGCUAUCCUACUGUGUGCUCAACCUCUUUGUUCAAUUUUCUCUGAUCAAUGUAAAAACCAACCUCAAUUGCCUUGGAUUUCCCAUGUAUUCAACUUUUGCAAUCUAUGAUAAUACAUAUCUGUAAUCUUAGCUACUCUUCCAUGCCCUGACAUAGAACAAUGUAUUUGUAUCAUUUACUGAAAACAACAGAGUUGCUGAAAACAGUCUAAAAUGAAUAUCCACCAUGAAUUUUGAGCAUAAAUUUGAAUGUUGAUUAAGAAACAAUGAUGUUCUUAGUACUGUUUGCUGUUCGGUCAGUUGGGAUAUGUUUAAGCAAAUGCCUUAUUCUCUUGUAAAAUCAUGAUAAAGAUUUCUGUAAAAUAUCCCUCAUCCUUUUUCCAUUAGAUGUUUUUUAUGCUGGUCAGUAAAGCAAACCAAAUUGCUUUGGUAGACCCAGAGACAGUCACACAAACAGACAGACACAAGACAGUCUUCAAUCAGGGACAAAUUCAGACUCAUGUAAUGGAGAGACAGAAGCCAGAAGAUACUGGGAGCAUAGAGAAUUCAAAUAUGGACUCUCUCUUAGUUAAAUGACUCCAAAGAAAAAUGCUUUUAUUACUUUUCUUAGAAAUGUAAAAAGGAUGCAAUACUAGUAAUGUCGAGUAAACUUUUGAUAAGUGUAAUGUACUCAGUAAUUUAUUCUAACAAAGAAUUAAAAAAUGAAAAACAAUUAUUUUUGGUAAGAAUACAGUUCUGUCAACUGUAUUU